UUACUCGCGAAAAGUCGUCGAGGCAGAAAAGAGGAUCGAUAGAUCCACGCGCGCGAGGAGAAAGUUUUAUUACAUAUAUAUCUACCGAUAUUCAAGUCCGCCUGAUAUUGCCUGCCUAUUUGCCUGAGUAUCUGCCAGCUCGUCUUGACUGACUGCCUAUCUACCUGUUCGCUGUCAUCGCUGCGAUCCGAGCAAUUCCUUUUGUCGAUUAUCUCUCGUCGUUCAAUAAGGUGCAAACCCAUAGAAAAGAUGGUGGAAGUGCUCUUAGAUCGAAUCGACGGCCAAGAAGUAACCAUCGUUGAGUCGGAUUGCAUACCAGAUUCGCCAAGCGAGAAUUCACCGGUCAAUGAGAAGCUAUCACCGAUCCAGGAAUUUUACAAUGGUCAAAGUAUUUUCAUCACCGGCGGCACCGGUUUCAUGGGUAAACUGCUCAUCGAAAAGCUCCUCAGAACGUGUCCUGGAGUGACAUCAAUUUACUUACUGGUACGUCCAAAGAAAGGCAAGGACGUACAUCAACGUACCGAAGACAUCUUUGAUGACACGGUAUUUUCAAAACUUAGAGACGAACAGCCCAAGUUCCGACAUCAGAUCGUUGCUAUAGCGGGAGAUUGCAGUCAACCGAAUCUCGGAAUAUCUGCACAAGAUCGGGCUACUCUUAUCCGGGAAGUUUCGAUUGUUUUCCAUGUCGCAGCUACGGUUAGAUUCGACGAGAAAUUGAAAUUAGCAGUGCCCAUUAACGUCAGAAGUACAAGAGACGUUGUAAAUCUCUGCAAGGAAAUCACGAACUUGAAGUCUUUUAUACACGUAUCAACUGCAUAUGCAAAUUGCCCACAAAGUGUAAUCGAGGAAAAGUUUUAUGACCCGCCAAUGGAUUCCGAUAAACUAAUUGCGUUGAUUGAAUGCAUUGAAGAUAAAUUGGCUGAAGAUAUCACUCCGCAAUUAUUAGGAAAAUGGCCUAAUACCUAUACUUUUACGAAAGCAGUUGCCGAGAAUGUGAUUAGGAAGCAAGCUGGUGAUCUGCCGGUCGGCAUUUUUCGUCCUGCUAUUGUGAUCUCAACAUAUCUGGAACCGGCACGAGGUUGGAUCGACAAUUUAUACGGUCCAACAGGAGUUGCUGCCGGUGCUGGAACUGGAUUGCUGCGAUCGAUCCAUUGUGAUGGCUCGGUACACGCAAACGUAGUACCUGCAGAUUUAACAGUCAAUGCUUUAAUUGCAUGUGCAUGGGACGUAGCGAAUGAUCAAAGAAUAAACAAUAAAUCACGCAGUGAUGCCCCAAUUUAUAAUUAUGUGUCUACGGACAACCCAAUAACUUAUGAUAAUCUAAAAGACAUGUCAUCAAAAUAUGGUCUCCAAAUUCCCUCGAACAGGGCGGUUUGGUAUUACAGUUUCAGAAAUAAUAAGCACAGGAUAAUCCAUCUUUUUUUCGUAUAUUUUUGGCAUCUACUUCCAGCUUUACUGGUUGAUACCGCAACUGUCUGCAUAGGAAGACAACCGAGGUUACUUAAAGUUUAUAAGAAGAUACACAAAUUUAUGGAUGUGCUGAACUAUUUCUCCACGCAAGAAUGGAAAUUUACCAAUGAUCGAUUACACGCGCUGAUGGGGAAGCUCACAUUCAAAGAUCGUGAAAAGUUCUAUUGUGAUAUACGAGAUGUCGAUUGGAAUUUUUACUUCGAAACUUAUAUUCGCGGAAUAAGAGUGUAUCUCAUUAAGGAUCCCCUAGAAACCUUGCCGCAGGCACGCGUCAAAUGGCAAAGAUUAUACUGGAGUCAUCAAGUACUGAAACUCAUUCUGGCUUACAUCGCCUUGAGGCUCUUCUGGACGAUUACAUCUACACUGUUUGAUUUUUUUUAUCCAAAAGUGUGACAGAAAUGAUAGGAAUAAGAUUGCAAAAAUCCAAGACAUACGUCUUGGAGAUGCAGGACCGAAUGGUGGAGGGUGAUAUCUAUAUUUUUAAGGAAGAAGCAUGAUUGGACUCUCAGAGAAGUGUGAAACUUUCGUCAGAAAGAUAUGGAAGAACUAACAGAGAGGCAUGUCGUAAGCCUAUAUACAAAACAGGCCAAAUAUUGCGAAACGAAAAUGUAAUGUAUGAGCGAUAUG
This is a messenger RNA of Acromyrmex echinatior (Panamanian leafcutter ant), 2097 nucleotides long. Its product is annotated as fatty acyl-CoA reductase wat. Gene Ontology annotation, biological process: long-chain fatty-acyl-CoA metabolic process. NCBI's taxonomy places the organism in Eukaryota, Metazoa, Arthropoda, Insecta, Hymenoptera, Formicidae. The record is from RefSeq and is a predicted model, not a curated record. Gene Ontology annotation, cellular component: peroxisome. Gene Ontology annotation, molecular function: alcohol-forming very long-chain fatty acyl-CoA reductase (NADP+) activity.